GGCAGUUAUCCAGCUCGUAUCCGCAACAUUCUUAUUGUUGCCGCUCCCUUUUGGUUUCGGCCGCCCUAUCAUUUAUCCCGUCUCUUCGUCAAGGACAAGAUUCGCGAAAGGAUCUUCGCCAUCGAACGACGUCAAUUGAUAAAUUUUCUUCCUUUGGCGAGCAUUCCGCAGAGCCUUGGGGGUAGCCUGCCCCACCGUCACGUCGAUUGGCUCCGCAUCUGUUUCGAUCGUCUUGGCGCUGUGUUGCCUACUGAGGACUACUUCAAUCCCAUGAAGGCUGUUUCCCCUCUCCUCUCGGCGUCUGCCACUCUUCCAUUGUCCAGCGUCGCUAGGCGUCGUGUCUCCCUCACUCAGAACCAAAUCCAUCACUUUCCACAUCAGCGACUUAGUAAUGGCGGAAGUAGCAGUAUGAAUCGAAUGAAUUCUGUCAACCCUUCAAGACGAGAUCCGACGACUGGUUGGGUGCUGUGCCAUGUCCUAAUGGGUUUCCUUCCGUACAAAGCUCUUGACACAGGUGGUGGUUAUAAAUUGAUUGUUGAAAUAGAGGGCUGUGAUUUCACACUUAUUGUUGACCUGGUGACCGGUAUUGCCGUGAAUUAGCCGACCACGUGGACCUACAACCGUCUGCUUCGUACUGACGCGUCGGUAAACAACGCGAGCAAUGUCCUCUAUUCCAACGAAGAAGGUACUUCCACCAGUUUAAACAACAACCAGGAGGACACAGUUUCCACACCCUCUCCCACUCGUAUCUCUGUGGCCCAAUUCCUUGCUGAAUUCCCUCACAAAUUUCCCACGGCCUUUGAACGUGAAUUUGAGACAUGCAUUCGACAGGUUGGUGGCAAUGCCAGUGCUAGUCGCUUUUCCAGUCGUAUCAAUUGGCCAAAAAAUCGUUACGUGGAUGUUCCGUGUUUGGACCAUUCAGCAGUACCACUUCCCAAUGAUGCCUACAUCCAUGCCAAUUUUGUGGAUGGAUAUAAACGCAGAAAGGCGUACAUUCUUACUCAGGGUGAGUGGAUUCUUGCCUUGAUACUCUGCACCAAUAAGCUAAUUGACUCGGCAUCGUGGGAGUCGCAGAACCCUGCUAAGACCCCAUUGUAUAGCAUAGCGCGUUUUGUGCACUAUUUUAUGGUGGCCUAUGGGCAAACAGAACAGUCAAUGGAUAGAAUCGUGGAGAAUGGUAGAGUAAAAUGCGGUCAGUACUGGCCGCCUCUAGAGACCAAUCAUGGGCGUGCCUCUUCUGUUUCUACGGCCACCAAGUGUUUUCCACCCUUCUCAGUGACCAAUGUACAGCAGACAGUGGAAGCGAAUGGGCUCUAUCAACUCUCCCAUCUGCAACUGUCCAAAUCACAGGGUAAUGGCACUGCAUCCGAGUCAACCAACCCCACCACCUCUUUCGCAGAGACACGUAAAAUCGAGCACUACCUCUUCCUCGGCUGGCCCGAUUUCGACGUACCAAAGGAGCCUCGUGGUUUUCUCACCUUCCUCGACGUCAUCAACGAGCGUCUUCGGCAAUCAUCCACCUCGUUGUCCCCCUCUCCUCUCAUUGUCCACUGUUCGGCUGGCAUUGGUCGAACAGGCACAUUCACUGCCAUCGACAUCUGUCUGGCUCAGGCAAAGGCUGAGGGCUACGUGGAUGUGCCCGGCGUGGUCAAACGAAUCCGUCAGCAGCGAGCAUGCUCUGUCCAGUUGGCCAAACAAUAUGCCUUCGUCUAUCAGGCGGUGUACACGCGACUGAAGGCCAUCAUGUGA
This is a messenger RNA of Hydatigera taeniaeformis, 1749 nucleotides long. The record is from the annotation of a GenBank genome assembly. NCBI's taxonomy places the organism in Eukaryota, Metazoa, Platyhelminthes, Cestoda, Cyclophyllidea, Taeniidae.